AUGGCUGAAGGGGGUGAAGGAGGGGAAGAUGAAAUACAGUUCCUACGAACUGAUGAUGAAGUAGUACUGCAGUGUGUCUCCAGCAUCCACAAGGAACAAAGGAAGUUUUGCUUGGCAGCGGAGGGGCUUGGGAAUCGCCUGUGCUUUUUGGAACCAACAUCAGAAGCUAAAUAUGUUCCUCCAGACCUUUGCAUCUGUAAUUUUGUGCUUGAACAGUCCCUGUCUGUCAGAGCCCUUCAGGAGAUGCUGGCCAGCACAGGGGAUAAUGCCAGUGAAGGGGCAGCUCAAGGGGGUGGUCACAGAACCCUGCUAUAUGGCCAUGCCAUACUACUGCGACAUUCGUUCAGUGAAAUGUAUUUGACCUGUUUAACAUCCUCGAGAUCCCAGACGGAUAAACUUGCCUUUGAUGUGGGACUGCGAGAGAAUGCAGCAGGUGAGGCCUGCUGGUGGACAAUCCAUCCUGCUUCUAAGCAGAGGUCAGAGGGAGAGAAGGUUCGGAUAGGUGAUGAUCUCAUCCUGGUCAGUGUGUCCUCUGAGCGAUACCUGCAUCUCUCCAUAUCAAAUGGAAGUAUUCAGGUGGAUGCCUCCUUUAUGCAGACACUGUGGAAUGUACAUCCUACAUGCUCAGGAAGCAGCAUUACAGAAGGGUAUCUCCUUGGAGGGCAUGUGGUGCGUUUGUUCCAUGGCCAUGAUGAGUGCUUGACAAUUCCAUCGACAGACCAGAAUGAUUCACAGCACAAGAAAGUUCUGUAUGAAACUGGAGGAGCUGGGGUGCGGGCACGGUCGCUGUGGAGAGUAGAACCCCUGCGGAUAAGCUGGAGUGGAAGUAACAUGAGAUGGGGAGAGCCUUUCCGUCUUCGACAUAUCACCACAGGGAAGUACUUGGCUCUGAGUGAAGAUGAAGGACUUGCAAUGUUAGACAGGGAAAAGUCAGACACAACAUCUACUGCCUUUUGUUUCAGAGCAUCAAAGGAGCUGAAGGAAAAGCAGGAUUCUAGUCUGAAACGUGACAUGGAUGGAAUGGGAGUCCCAGAAAUCAAGUAUGGGGAUUCAGUCUGUUUUGUCCAACAUGUGGCCAGUGCCUUAUGGCUGACUUACAAAGCACAAGAUGCUAAAUCAGCACGGUUAGGGCCCUUGAAGAGAAAGGUUAUAUUACACAAGGAAGGCCACAUGGACGAUGGUCUAACCUUACAGAGGUGUCAGCAUGAGGAAUCCCAGGCCGCUCGAAUCAUUCGCAACACCACGAGCUUGUUCAGCCAGUUCAUCAGUGGAAACAACAGGACACUGUCCCCCACUGCCCUGCCUGUUGAGGAGAUGGCUCAGACUCUGGAAGAUCUGAUUACUUACUUCCAGCUUCCCAAAGAAGACCUGGAACACGAAGAUAAGCAAAGCAAGCUUCGGUCACUCAAAAACAGACAGAACUUGUUCAAAGAAGAGGGAAUGCUGGCCCUGGUUUUGAAUUGCAUCGAUCGCUUCAACGACUACAACAGCACAGCUCACUUUGCAGCACUCACAAGAGAAGAACAUGGGACAGCAUGGAAAGAAAUUUUGAAUCUCCUUUACAAACUCUUAGCUGCUCUCAUUCAUGGCAACAGAAACAAUUGCACUCAGUUUUCCAGCAACCUCGAUUGGCUAAUAAGUAAAUUGGACAGAGUAGAAUCUUCCUCAGGUAUUUUGGAAGUGUUGCACUGCAUCUUGAUUGAAAGCCCUGAAGCUUUAAAUAUGAUAGCUGAGGAGCACAUCAAGUCCAUCAUCUCCCUCCUGGACAAGCAUGGGCGCAACUACAAGGUUCUGGAUGUGCUUUGCUCUCUCUGUGUCUGUAAUGGAGUUGCAGUUCGUGCCAAUCAAAAUUUGAUCUGUGACAAUCUGCUGCCUAGAAGAGACUUACUCCUGCAGACACGUUUGAUCAAUGAUGUGACAAGCAUAAGGCCAAACAUCUUUCUGGGUGUUGCUGAGGGUUCUGCACAGUACAAGAAGUGGUACUUCGAGUUAAUAAUCGAUCAGGUUGAUCCCUUCCUGACGGCAGAGCCAACCCAUUUGCGAGUUGGGUGGGCAUCCACUUCAGGCUAUGCCCCCUACCCUGGAGGUGGAGAAGGAUGGGGAGGCAAUGGUGUUGGUGAUGACCUGUACUCUUAUGGUUUUGAUGGCCUUCAUCUGUGGUCUGGUCGAGUACCCAGAGCUGUAGCAUCUGUCAAUCAGCAUUUAUUAGCAUCUGAUGAUGUGGUGAGCUGCUGCUUGGACUUAGGGGUCCCGAGCAUUUCAUUCCGCAUUAACGGACAGCCUGUGCAGGGGAUGUUUGAGAACUUCAGCACAGAAGGGUUCUUCUUCCCUGUUGUGAGCUUAUCAGCAGGUGUGAAAGUUCGUUUCUUACUGGGUGGACGUCAUGGAGAGUUUAAAUUUCUCCCUCCUGCUGGCUAUGCUCCCUGCUAUGAAGCAUUGCUUCCAAAAGAGAAGAUGAAGCUGGAACCAGUUAAAGAAUACAAGAGAGAUUCUGAAGGAGUGAGGGAUUUGCUGGGUACAACACAGUUUCUUUCCCAAGCUUCCUUUAUCCCUUGUCCAAUAGAUACCAGUCAGAUUGCUCUUCCCUUUCAUCUUGAAAAGAUCAGGGACAAACUAGCAGAAAAUAUUCAUGAACUGUGGGGAAUGAAUAAAAUAGAACUGGGAUGGACAUAUGGCAAGAUACGGGAUGAUAACAAAAGGCACCAUCCUUGUCUUGUGGAGUUCUCCAAAUUACCUGAGACGGAGAAGAAUUACAAUCUACAGAUGUCAACUGAAACCCUCAAGACCCUUUUGGCCCUUGGAUGCCACAUUGUUCAUGCUCAUCCAGCAGCUGAGGAAGAUCUUAAAAAAGUCAAACUUCCUAAAAAUUACAUGAUGUCAAAUGGGUAUAAACCUGCCCCUCUUGACCUUUCUGAAGUGAAAUUGUUACCUGCUCAAGAAUUUCUAGUUGACAAACUGGCAGAAAACGCACACAAUGUCUGGGCAAAAGACAGAAUAAAGCAAGGAUGGACCUAUGGCAUUCAGCAGGACCUGAAGAACAAGCGGAACCCUCGCCUGGUGCCAUAUGCACUGCUAGAUGAACGCACCAAAAAAUCCAACAGAGACAGCCUGAGGGAGGCUGUCAGGACAUUUGCAGGCUAUGGGUACAGCAUUGAGCCACCUGACCAAGAGAUAGCUGUCCAAACAGUGGAAAAAGUCAGCAUUGACAAGAUAAGAUUUUUCAGAGUAGAACAGUCUUAUGCAGUGAAGUGUGGAAAAUGGUACUUUGAAUUUGAAGCUGUGACAGGUGGAGAUAUGCGUGUCGGCUGGGCCAGGCCAGGCUGUCGACCUGACAUUGAGUUGGGAAGUGAUGACCAAGCAUUUGUAUUUGAAGGAAGCAAAGGCCAGCGUUGGCACCAAGGCAGUGGAUUCUUCGGACGAAGCUGGCAUCCAGGAGAUGUGGUUGGUUGUAUGAUAAACUUGGAUGACAAAUCAAUUAUCUUUACUCUGAAUGGAGAGCUGCUUAUAACCAGUAAAGGUUCAGAACUUGCAUUUGCUGACUUUGGAGUAGAAAGUGGUUUUGUUCCGAUCUGUGCCCUGGGCCUGUCUCAGAUUGGUCGCAUGAACCUGGGGAUGGAUGCCAGUACCUUCAAGUUUUAUACAAUGUGUGGCCUUCAAGAAGGAUUUGAACCCUUUGCCGUCAACAUGAACCGAGAUGUCGCUAUGUGGUUUAGCAAACGCUUGCCGACCUUUGUCAACGUGCCAAAGAACCAUCCUCACAUCGCAAUCUGGAGGAUUGAUGGAACCAUUGAGAGUCCUCCUCGGUUAAAAGUGACUCACAAAACCUUUGGCACACAGAACAGCAAUUCAGACAUGAUAUACUGUCGGCUGAGCAUGCCCAUUGAGUUCCACUCAUCAUUCAGCUUCAGUGUGGGGGUGGAAAAUGCCUCAUCUGAUCCCUACCAGAAACGAAAGCACAGCCAAGAAAUCGCUGCUCCUUCUACUACAUAUUUUUAUUCCCUGCGGAUCUUUGCUGGCCAAGACCCCUCCUGUGUCUGGGUUGGCUGGGUAACCCCAGACUAUCACUUUUACAGUGAGAAUUUCGACCUAAACAAAAACUGCACAGUGACAGUGACGUUAGGUGAUGAGAGAGGCAGGGUUCAUGAGAGUGUGAAGCGCAGCAAUUGCUACAUGGUGUGGGGAGGAGAUGUGAUUGCUAAUUCCCAGAGGUCAGGGCGCAGCAAUGUUGAUCUGGAGAUUGGCUGCUUUGUAGACCUGGCCACUGGAAUGCUCUCCUUCACGGCCAAUGGCAAAGAGCUGGGCACUUGUUACCAGGUUGAACCAAACACAAAGCUUUUUCCAGCGACAUUUGUGCAGCCCACAAGCACUAAUUUGGUUCAGUUUGAACUUGGCAAAUUAAAGAACACCAUGCCUCUAUCAGCAGCAAUUUUCAAAAGUGAGGAAAGAAAUCCUGUUCCUCAGUGUCCCCCUCGCCUUGACGUGCAAACCAUCACCCCGGUCCUGUGGAGCAGGAUGCCAAACAGCUUCCUGAAAGUGGAAACUGAGCGCGUCAGCGAGCGCCAUGGCUGGGUCGUGCAGUGCUUGGAGCCCCUGCAGAUGAUGGCUCUUCACAUCCCUGAGGAAAACAGAUGUGUUGAUAUUUUGGAGCUCUGUGAACAAGAAGAUUUGAUGAAGUUUCAUUACCACACUUUAAAACUCUAUAGCUGUGUUAGUGCUCUGGGUAACACUAGGGUUGCUUAUGCACUUUGUAGCCACGUGGACGUAUCUCAGCUCUUUUAUACCAUAGAUAACCAAUACUUACCUGGGCUCCUGCGGUCUGGAUUCUACGACUUGCUCAUCAGCAUUCAUUUGGACCAUGCCAAGCAAGCCAAGCUCAUGAUGAACAAUGAAUUUAUCAUUCCAGUAACAGAUGAAACUCGCACUAUUAAAUUAUAUCCUGAUGAAACCAAGAAGCAUGGGCUACCUGGAGUAGGGCUCAGCACGUGUCUGAAACCAAGCUUUAAUUUUUCUACUCCAUGUUUUAUUAUGACCAGUGAAGAACAUCAGGCAUCUAGCCCAGAGAUCCCCCUGGACACACUGAAAUCCAAGGCCAUAAGCAUGUUGACAGAGGCAGUGCAGUGUAGUGGCAGCCACAUACGAGACCCUGUGGGAGGACAGGUUGCAUUCCAGUUUGUUCCUGUUCUUAAACUGAUAGCAACACUGCUCAUAAUGAGGGUUUUUGAUGAUGAUGAUGUGAAGCAGGUGUUACUCCUCAUUGACCCCAACGUGUUUGGAGACCACAAGGAAGAAACAGAAGAAAGGACAGAGAAAGAAAUUGUGACCCAGGUUGAAGAAAAAGCUGUAGAAGCUGGGGAGAAAGCAGUAAAAGAAACAAAAGCUCCUGCAAAGGGCUUGUUGCAGACAAGAUUACCAGAAUCUGUUAAGCUUCAGAUGUGUCAUUUACUGAAUUAUUUCUGUGACUGUGAGCUGCAGCACAGGGUGGAAGCCAUCGUGUCCUUUGCAGACCGUUACGUGUCCAAGCUGCAGUACAAUCAGAAGUACAGGUACAACGAGCUCAUGCAGGCCUUGAACAUGUCUGCUGCUCUCACUGCCAAGAAGACAAAGGAGUUUCGCUCUCCUCCUCAAGAACAGAUUAAUAUGUUGCUGAAUUUUCAACUGGGGGAGGAUUGUCCCUGUCCAGAGGAGAUUCGGGAUGAGUUAUAUGAAUUUCAUGAUGAUCUUCUGAUUCACUGUGGUAUUCCACUUGAAGAGGAGGAAGUGGAAGAAGAAGAUUCCUCCUUGACUGGUAAACUCCGUUCCUUAAUGUACAAGAUCAAAGGUCCACCAAAAGCAGAAAAAGUAGAACCUAAAGAGGAAGAAGAGAAAUCUCCUACUACCCUGAAGGAGCUGAUCUCCCAGACAAUGGUGCGCUGGUCCCAGGAGGAUGAGAUCCAGGACCCGGAGCUGGUUCGGAUCAUGUACACCCUGCUGCGCCGGCAGUACGACAGCAUCGGGGAGCUGCUGCAGGCUCUGAGGAAAGCCUACACCAUCAGUGCUGCCUCUGUGCAGGACACCAUCAACCUGCUGGCAGCACUGGGCCAGAUUCGCUCCCUUCUCAGCGUCAGGAUGGGAAAAGAGGAAGAACUGCUGAUGAUCAAUGGCUUAGGGGAUAUAAUGAACAACAAGGUGUUCUACCAGCAUCCUAACCUAAUGAGAGUCUUGGGCAUGCAUGAGACUGUGAUGGAUGUGAUGGUGAAUGUGCUUGGAGGAGAUAAAUCUCAGAUCGCUUUCCCCAAGAUGGUGGCAAGCUGUUGCCGGUUCCUCUGCUACUUCUGCCGCAUCAGCCGGCAGAACCAGAAGGCCAUGUUUGAGCACCUCAGCUACCUCCUGGAGAACAGCAGCGUGGGCCUGGCGUUUCCUUCGAUGAGAGGUUCGACACCGCUGGACGUUGCAGCAGCCUCGGUCAUGGACAACAAUGAGCUUGCAUUAGCAUUGGAGGAGCCAGAUCUCGAUAAGGUUGUUACCUACCUGGCAGGCUGUGGGCUCCAGAGCUGCCCAGUGCUCCUGGCUAAAGGAUACCCAGACAUUGGAUGGAACCCCAUCGAGGGGGAGCGCUACCUCUCCUUCCUGAGAUUUGCAGUCUUUGUUAACAGUGAAAGUGUUGAGGAAAAUGCAAGUGUUGUGGUCAAGCUCCUGAUUCGACGGCCAGAGUGCUUUGGACCAGACCUUAGGGGAGAAGGAGGAAAUGGUUUGCUGGCAGCUAUGCAGGAAGCCAUCAGGAUCUCAGAGAAUCCUGCUCGUGACCUUCCCUCCCAGACAUAUAAAAGAGAAGGUGAGGAGGAGGAGGAGGAGGAGGAGGAGGAAAUUGUGCACAUGGGCAAUGCAAUCAUGUCCUUUUACUCAGCUCUCAUCGACCUGCUUGGGCGCUGUGCUCCGGAAAUGCAUCUUAUUCAAAGUGGAAAAGGGGAAGCGAUUCGAAUCCGGUCGAUCCUUCGGUCUCUGGUGCCAACUGAGGAUUUGGUUGGUAUUAUAAGCAUACCACUAAAGCUGUCAACAGUUAACAAAGAUGGCACAGUGAAUGAGCCAGACAUGUCUGCAAGCUUCUGUCCUGACCACAAAGCACCCAUGGUGCUCUUCUUAGACCGUGUCUAUGGGAUUACUGACCAAAGCUUCCUCCUUCACCUGCUGGAAGUCGGGUUUUUACCAGAUCUAAGAGCCUCUGCCUCUUUAGACACUGUUUCUCUGAGCACCACAGAGGCAGCUCUGGCACUGAACAGGUAUAUUUGCUCAGCUGUGUUUCCAUUGCUCAAAAGAUGUGCUCCCCUCUUCUCUGGCACCGAGCACCACGCCUCCCUGGUGGACUCCAUGCUGCACACCAUCUAUCGGCUGUCCAAGGGGCGCUCCCUGACGAAAGCACAGCGAGACACCAUCGAGGAAUGCCUGCUUGCUAUCUGCCACCACUUACGUCCCUCCAUGCUGCAGCAGCUGCUGAGAAGGCUGGUUUUUGAUGUGCCCCUCCUCAAUGAGUACUGUAAAAUGCCUCUCAAGCUUCUGACAAAUCACUAUGAGCAGUGCUGGAAAUAUUAUUGUCUGCCUUCAGGAAUGGGAAGCUGUGGAAUUGCAGCAGCAGAAGAAUUGCAUUUAACUGAAAAACUUUUCUGGGGAAUAUUUGAUUCCUUGUCUCACAAGAAGUAUGAUCCAGAGCUCUUUCGAAUGGCUUUGCCUUGUCUAAGUGCUAUAGCUGGUGCCUUACCCCCUGAUUAUUUAGAUACACGAAUGAAGGCCACUUUGGAAAAGCAGACUUCACUGGAUCCAGAGGGAAAUUUUGAUCCCAAACCUGUCAGCACUGCCAACCUCGUGCUUCCAGAGAAGUUGGAGUACAUUGUCAGCAAGUAUGCAGAACACUCCCAUGAUAAAUGGUCCUUUGACAAGACUAACACUGGAUGGAAAUAUGGUGUUUCACUGGAUGAAAAUAUGAAGACUCACCCAUUGAUAAGACCUUUCAAAACUCUAACUGAAAAGGAAAAGGAAAUUUACCGUUGGCCUGCCAGAGAAUCACUGAAAACCAUGUUGGCCAUGGGAUGGAGCCUAGAAAGGACCAGAGAAGGUGGAGAAGCAGUAAUGCAUCAGCGGGAAAAUGAAAAGCUCCGCAACAUCUCUCAGUCCAGCCAGGGCAAUGGAUAUAGCCCAGCACCCCUUGACCUGUCUAAUGUGGUGCUUUCUAGGGAGCUCCAGGGAAUGGUUGAGGUAAUGGCAGAAAAUUAUCACAACAUAUGGGCCAAAAAGAAGAAAAUGGAGUUGGAAAGCAAAGGUGGAGGUAGUCACCCUUUAUUGGUACCUUAUGACACACUGACAGCCAAGGAGAAGUCACGGGACCGGGAGAAGGCACAGGAGCUGUUCAAGUUCCUUCAAGUCAAUGGCAUUAUCAUAUCUAGGGGGCUGAAUGACAUGGAAUUGGAUGCUUCCUCCAUGGAAAAGAGGUUUGCCUUCAAGUUUCUGAAGAAAAUCCUAAAAUAUGUUGAUUCUGCUCAAGAGUUCAUUGCACAUUUGGAAGCCAUUGUAACCAGUGGGAAAACUGAAAAAUCUCCACAUGAGCAAGAAAUAAAAUUCUUUGCCAAAGUUCUUUUACCAUUAGUUGAUCAGUACUUUACAAACCAUUGCCUCUACUUCCUGUCAUCUCCAACAAAAACCCUCAGCAGCAGUGGAUAUGCAUCAAAUAAGGAAAAGGAAAUGGUAGCAAGCCUCUUCUGCAAACUAGCUGCUCUUGUUAGACAUAGGAUCUCCCUUUUUGGGAGUGAUUCUGCUACAAUGGUGAACUGCUUGCACAUCUUAGCUCAGUCUCUGGAUACCAGAACUGUAAUGAAAUCAGGCUCUGAGCUUGUCAAAGCUGGGUUACGUUCUUUUUUUGAAAACGCAGCUGAAGACCUGGAAAAAACUUCAGAAAACCUGAAACUUGGGAAAUUCACUCACUCCCGGACACAGAUCAAGGGAGUGUCCCAGAACAUCAACUACACCACUGUAGCGCUGCUCCCCAUCCUGACAUCCAUGUUUGAACACAUCUCACAGCACCAGUUUGGCAUCGAUUUACUUUUGGGUGAUGUACAAGUUUCAUGCUACAGAAUUCUUUGUAGCCUCUAUUCCCUUGGGACUGGAAAGAAUAUUUAUGUUGAAAGACAGCGUCCUGCACUCGGAGAGUGCUUAGCAUCUCUUGCAGCAGCCAUUCCAGUAGCAUUCCUCGAACCUUCUCUCAACCAUUACAACCCAUUGUCUGUCUUCAACACUAAAAGUGCAAGAGAAAGAGCAAUUCUAGGUAUGCCUGAUACAGUAGAAGAGAUGUGUCCAGAAAUCCCUCAGCUGGAUGGCUUAAUAAAGGAGAUCAAUGAUUUAGCAGAGUCUGGGGCAAGGUAUACAGAAAUGCCUCAUGUAAUUGAGGUUAUCUUGCCCAUGCUCUGCAACUAUUUAUCCUACUGGUGGGAGAGAGGGACAGAGAGCGUUCCUCAGAGUGCUGGGCCUUGCUGUACAAGGAUCACAUCUGAGCACCUGAGCAUUGUUCUUGGAAACAUCCUGAAAAUCAUUAACAACAACCUAGGAAUAGAUGAAGCAUCUUGGAUGAAAAGAAUUGCAGUUUAUGCUCAGCCCAUCAUCAGCAAAGCCAGGCCUGACCUGCUCAAAACUCACUUUAUCCCAACGCUGGAGAAAUUGAAGAAGAAAGCUAUAAAGAUUGUGAUGGAAGAGGAGCAACUGAAAGCAGACAGUAAAGCUGACACCCAGGAAGCUGAGCUACUGAUUCUGGAUGAGUUUGCUGUUCUCUGUAGAGAUCUUUAUGCCUUCUAUCCAAUGUUGAUACGUUAUGUAGACAACAACAGAGCAAACUGGCUCAAGAAACCAGAUGCGGAUUCUGAUGAACUCUUUCGAAUGGUCGCUGAAGUUUUUAUCCUGUGGUGUAAAUCACAUAAUUUCAAAAGAGAAGAACAAAACUUUGUGAUUCAGAAUGAAAUCAACAACUUGGCAUUUUUAACGGGAGACACCAAAAGCAAGAUGUCUAAAGCCAUGCAAGUAAAGUCUGGAGGACAAGAUCAGGAGAGAAAGAAAUCAAAACGUAGAGGGGAUUUGUACUCCAUACAAACAUCCUUGAUUGUAGCUGCACUGAAGAAGAUGCUUCCUAUUGGUUUGAAUAUGUGCACUCCUGGAGAUCAAGAGCUCAUCUCUUUGGCCAAGACUAGAUACAGCCAUAGGGACACCGACGACGAAGUCAAAGAGCAUUUACGUAACAACUUACACCUGCAGGAAAAGUCUGAUGAUCCUGCUGUGAAAUGGCAGCUAAAUCUGUACAAAGACAUUCUGAAGAGUGAUGAACCUACUGACCCUGAGAGAAAUGUGGAACGUGUGCAGAGGAUAUCAGCUGCUUUGUAUCACCUGGAACAGGUUGAACAACCCCUGCGCUCCAAGAAGGCUGUUUGGCACAAGCUCCUCUCCAAGCAGCGCAAGCGAGCCGUCGUGGCGUGUUUCAGGAUGGCACCCUUGUACAACCUGCCGAGGCACCGCUCUAUUAACCUCUUCCUCCAUGGCUAUCAGAACUAUUGGAUAGAAACAGAGGAAUAUUCAUUUGAGGAGAAACUAGUUCAGGAUUUGGCUACACCUCCAAAAAAAGACGAAGAGGAAGAAGAAGAGACUGAGAAAAAGCAGCCUGAUCCACUUCAUCAGAUCAUCCUCUACUUCAGUCGCAGUGCUCUCACAGAAAGAAGCAAAUUGGAAGAUGAUCCUUUAUACAUUGCCUACUCAGCCAUGAUGGCAAAGAGCUGUCAGGAAGAAGAGGAGGAGGAAGAAGAAGAAAAAGAAAAGACAUUUGAGGAGAAAGAAAUGGAAAAACAGAGAACUCUGUAUCAACAAGCUCGCUUACACGACCGUGGAGCUGCUGAGAUGGUCCUUCAGAUGAUCAGUGCCAGCAAAGGUCAAACAGGACCCAUGGUUGUGGAAACACUAAAACUUGGUAUUGCUAUUCUCAAUGGUGGGAACACCAUAGUUCAACAGAAAAUGCUGGACUACCUCAAGGAGAAGAAGGAUGCUGGAUUUUUUCAAAGUCUCUCUGACUUAAUGCAGUCUUGCAGUGUUCUUGACUUGAAUGCCUUCGAGAGACAAAACAAAGCAGAAGGCCUGGGGAUGGUUACUGAAGAAGGAACUCUCAUCGUUCGUGAGCGUGGUGAAAAAGUGUUGCAGCAUGAUGAAUUUACUCGAGAUCUAUUUAGAUUUUUGCAGCUGCUCUGUGAAGGGCAUAACAAUGACUUUCAGAACUACCUGCGUACUCAGAUGGGCAACACCACCACUGUCAACAUCAUCAUUAGUACAGUUGACUAUCUGCUGCGUCUUCAGGAAUCAAUCAGUGACUUCUAUUGGUACUAUUCAGGAAAGGAUGUCAUUGAUGAGUCAGGACAACGAAACUUCUCUAAAGCCCUGGCUGUCACCAAACAAAUCUUCAAUUCCCUUACAGAAUAUAUCCAGGGCCCUUGUAUAGGUAAUCAACAGAGUCUGGCUCAUAGCAGGCUGUGGGAUGCAGUUGUUGGCUUCCUUCAUGUCUUUGCCAAUAUGCAGAUGAAGCUUUCCCAGGACUCUGCUCAGAUUGAAUUGCUUAAAGAACUGCUCGAUCUGCUCAAGGAUAUGGUGGUGAUGCUGUUGUCACUGCUUGAAGGUAACGUUGUCAAUGGAACCAUUGGAAAGCAGAUGGUGGACACGCUUGUGGAAUCAUCUAGUAACGUAGAAAUGAUUUUGAAGUUCUUUGAUAUGUUCCUGAAGUUAAAAGAUCUGACCAGCUCAGAUGCUUUCAAAGAGUACGACCCAGACGGCAAGGGCAUCAUUUCAAAGAAGGAAUUCCAGAAAUCGAUGGAGGCUCAGAAGCAAUACAUCCAGUCCGAGAUCGAGUUCCUGCUGUCCUGUGCAGAGGCUGAUGAAAAUGAUAUGUUUAACUAUGUGGAUUUUGUGGAAAGGUUCCACGAACCAGCCAAGGACAUUGGGUUCAACGUAGCAGUGCUGCUAACAAACCUGUCGGAGCACAUGCCCAACGAUUCGCGGCUCCAGAGCCUGCUGGAACCUGCAGAAAGUGUCCUCAACUACUUUGAGCCCUACCUCGGCCGCAUUGAAAUAAUGGGUGGGGCCAAGAAAAUAGAAAGAGUUUACUUUGAAAUCAGUGAGUCCAGCAGGAUGCAGUGGGAGAAGCCACAGGUGAAGGAAUCCAAAAGGCAGUUCAUCUUUGAUGUGGUAAACGAAGGUGGAGAGCAGGAGAAAAUGGAACUCUUUGUGAACUUCUGUGAGGACACCAUCUUUGAAAUGCAGUUAGCAUCCCAGAUCUCUGAGACAGACCCAGCUGAGAGGCCUGAGGAAGAGGAAGAAGCAGAGCCUUGCUAUCUGGUGGAUAUUGGAGUUGAUGAGGAAGAAGACAAGUCCCUGGAAUCUGCUUCAGCUUUUGCCAUGGCCUGUGUGGCAGUGAAGAGGAACGCUGCAAACUUUUUCAAGCUGGUCACUGUGAAGAACCUGAGGAAACAGUACAGGAAGGUUCGGAAGAUGACGGUCAAAGAGCUGGUGAAAGUCUUUUUCUCCUUCUUCUGGAUCCUCUUUGUAGGGAUGUUCCAGCUGUUCUUUAGCAUAGUGUGGGGAGUUUUCCAGAUUCUUUGGAGCACCGUGUUUGGGGGGGGCCUCGUUGAAGGAGCCAAAAACAUUAAAGUUACUAAAAUAUUAGGGGACAUGCCCGACCCAACACAGUUUGGAAUCCACGAUGACGUCAUGGAAGCAGAAAAAGCUGAAGGUGCUGAGCACAGCAUCAGAGCUGAACUUGUGCAGUUUGUGAAGAGUGAAAAGGGAGAAGCUGACAUCCUCUCAGACAUCUUUGGCAUCCAUACAAAGAAAGAAGGUGGCUCAAAACACGGCCAUGAUGCUGGGCUUGGAGAUAUCGCAGAAAUCCUUGGCGCUGACCUCCAGUCGUCCUUGGAGAACACAGUCUGUAAGAAGAAAGGGUUACAGAUGUCUGAAAUUGCAAAGGCUGAAGCAGAAAGAAAAGCAGGAGCUGAGAAGGCUGACAUGGAAGAUGGUGAGAAACAAGAUAAGGCAAAGGAAGUGCAGUCUGAGCAGCUGGAAGAGGGGAAAACAAAGAAAAAGAAGAGAAGGCAUGGGCAGAAAAUUGAGAAACCAGAGGCUGUUAUGGCAAACUUCUUCAAAGCUUUGGAAAUCUACCAAACAAAAAUGCUGCACUACUUGGCAAGAAAUUUUUACAACUUAAGGUUUCUUGCUCUAUUUGUUGCAUUUGCCAUCAACUUUAUUCUUCUGUUUUACAAGGUGACAGAAGAGCCACUUGAUGAAGUAGAGGAACCUAAUCUCUGGAAUUCCUUUGAUGAAGAGGAAGAGGAGGAUGGCAUGGUGUUUUUUGUUCUAGAAGAAAGCACAGGUUACAUGGCACCUGCUCUCAGAGCACUGGCAGUGGUUCAUACAAUCAUCUCCUUUGUCUGUGUGGUUGGAUACUAUUGCUUGAAGGUCCCUCUGGUCGUGUUCAAGAGAGAAAAGGAGGUAGCCAGGAAGCUGGAGUUUGAUGGGCUGUACAUAACGGAGCAGCCCUCUGAAGAUGACAUCAAAGGGCAGUGGGAUCGCCUGGUUAUAAACACUCCGUCCUUUCCUAACAAUUACUGGGACAAAUUUGUAAAAAGGAAGGUUAUUAACAAGUACGGAGACUUGUACGGAGCGGAGCGCAUCGCAGAGCUCCUGGGCUUGGACAAGAGCGCCCUGGACUUCAGCCCAGUGGAGGAGAGUGAACCAGAAGAAGCAUCUCUUGUGUCAUGGCUCAGCUCCAUUGACACGAAGUACCACAUCUGGAAGCUGGGAGUUGUUUUCACUGAUAAUUCCUUUCUCUACCUGGCUUGGUACACGACGAUGUCCAUCCUGGGGCACUACAACAACUUCUUCUUUGCUGCUCACCUGCUGGAUAUUGCCAUGGGGUUCAAGACCCUACGAACCAUUUUGUCUUCAGUCACUCACAAUGGCAAACAGCUGGUGCUGACUGUAGGACUCCUGGCUGUCGUAGUCUACCUGUACACGGUGGUGGCCUUCAACUUCUUCCGCAAGUUCUACAACAAAAGCGAAGACGAAGACGAACCAGACAUGAAGUGUGACGACAUGAUGACAUGUUACCUGUUCCACAUGUAUGUGGGGGUGAGAGCUGGUGGUGGCAUUGGAGAUGAGAUCGAGGAUCCUGCUGGAGACCCUUACGAGAUGUAUCGGAUUGUCUUUGACAUCACCUUUUUCUUCUUUGUCAUAGUCAUCCUGCUGGCCAUCAUUCAAGGUCUGAUUAUUGAUGCUUUUGGGGAGCUAAGAGACCAGCAAGAACAAGUGAGAGAAGAUAUGGAGACCAAGUGCUUCAUCUGUGGCAUCGGCAAUGACUACUUUGACACCACUCCACAUGGCUUUGAAACACACACCCUGCAAGAACACAACUUGGCAAACUACCUGUUCUUUUUAAUGUAUCUCAUUAACAAGGAUGAAACAGAGCACACUGGCCAGGAGUCCUUUGUGUGGAAGAUGUACCAGGAGAGGUGCUGGGACUUCUUCCCAGCGGGGGACUGCUUCCGGAAGCAGUAUGAGGAUCAGCUGGGCUAAGGUCGCUCGCAGGAGGAGUCAUUGACUCAUGGACUGUUGAGAUCCAGUACACAAAAACACUUCUUUUCUUCUCAUGGUGUAAUGUCACAGCUUGUGUUUGCUUUAAAUGUCUUCAAACUUCAGGACAGACAUAAAACCCGACAGGAUUUCAUAGGCUUUCCGCACUCACCACACACAAAAGAAGUCUUUUGGUGGAAUUCUCAUGAGAAGAACCACGCCAGAGUCACUGGAGCCUUUCUGUUCAAAGGUGGUCUGCAAGGAGAGCAACUCUCCAACCACAGCAUUAACCUGGUGUCUGGCAGUACAGCUGAAAGGGCUAAAAGGUGUCUUAAUUGCACAAUGUUUAAGAACUUGAACAUCAGAGGCCAUGCCUCAUAAAAAAAAUAUUUUACCUAACUGCUGUCUAGUUUUUCCCAGCCCAGUAUUUGCUAGUGAAUGUAUUCAAGAUCCAGCUUGAGAAGCUUUAAGGAGUUAGAAAGAAAACAUUUUCAAACACUUUGGUGACCUUGGAACAUGAAGUGCCUUAAAACCUCUGCAGACAUAGCUAUGCAAAGUUUUUAUUUGUUAGUGUUGUAGCCAAACAGAUCCAUUAUCUGUACUGCUUUUUUUGUCUUUCUCUAGGAAAUGGCACUUGAAGUUUGUUUCUGUACUACCUUCAAUGACAGCUUAUUAGGUGCUGCUGUUAAAGGACAUAGACUGUAUCAAAAGGAACAGAACUGAACUCUUAGCCCCACAUAACAAAAUGCUCUAUGGUCACCUGUGAGUAGAAGCUGCCAGGAUUAUGCAUUUUUUUUUUCUUCUACUAAAAAGUGCCCACUGCAAUAAAGUAUCA
Indicator indicator is the source of this 15445-nucleotide messenger RNA. RefSeq names its product ryanodine receptor 3 (gene RYR3). Gene Ontology annotation, biological process: calcium ion transmembrane transport; intracellular calcium ion homeostasis. The transcript is spliced from 104 exons. Gene Ontology annotation, cellular component: smooth endoplasmic reticulum; sarcoplasmic reticulum membrane; Z disc. The record is from RefSeq and is a predicted model, not a curated record. NCBI's taxonomy places the organism in Eukaryota, Metazoa, Chordata, Aves, Piciformes, Indicatoridae. Bases 1 to 14613 code for a protein of 4870 amino acids. Gene Ontology annotation, molecular function: ryanodine-sensitive calcium-release channel activity; protein binding; calcium ion binding.